AAAUAAUAAUACAGUAACCCACAAAAAUAAAAGGCAAUAUCCGCGCCGAACCCGAAAUAUCCCCCGCGCUCAAAAUCCUAAUUCAAAGAUUUCACAGUUACUAUCGAAGAAUCUGAACAAUCCAAUUAUGUAAAGUGUUCUAUAUCUGUAUAUCAUGCCACUUCCGGUGCCGGUGAACGUUCUCUCCGACGACGAAGAAGACGCCGCCAACCGCCUCGUCGCCGGAAAUAAUGACCCUAAAUCUCCAGUCCCGCAUUUCCGCGAUGAACCCAUUUGCAUCGACCUCUGCACGCCGUACUCAAGUUCGUCCAAAAGGAGGAAGAAGAAGCCACGUUUGUCAGACCCUGCCAGUUCAAAACCUAGCUCCGGUAGUACUGAUUUUCCACUUCUCGUUAUCGACGACGACGAUGCGACGUCGUAUACGCCCUCAACGGAGACGCCGUCUCCGCCCCCGCUUUCGACUCGUAUCGUCUCGGUUGCCAAAUGCUCCGGUAGUUCUCUUGGUGUUAGCCCGACACCAUCUGUUGUUGAAGAGACACCAUUAUCAGAAAUGUCCAAACAUGUUCCAAUAAUCAGAAGUAACCGCCCCGUUCCUGACUUACAACCAUUAAUAUCCGAUCAUUUGUCUCCAGGUGUCAGCUUGACACCAUCUGUUGUCGAAGAGACGCCAUUAUCAGAGAUGACAAACCUGGAAGUUCCAAACAUCAUAUGUAACCGUUCCGUUCCCACUUUCCAACCAUUACUACCUGGUCAUUUGUCUCCAGAUAGAUUGAUAAAUCUGGUAUCUGACAGUGAGUCCGACAAAGGAUCGCAGGGUCACAAAUCUGAUGAAGGAGCACUCUUUACAUCUCAUGCCUCAAAAGGAUUGGUAUAUAACUCCAAAUUUGUUGAGUCUACAUUGUCUUUUGGUGAGAAUGAUCAAAGGAACAUUCCUGAAACUUCUUCUCUUUCGAGUUCAUUGGAACAUCAUUCAUCUCAGGUAUAUGCUUCUUCAAAUGUUGAAUGUGACUUAUCGUUUCACAGGGAUAAAGUCUCUGAUCUAGAAUGUAAACGGAAAGAGAAAGUGUUUUCAGAAAAAGGUAUAGAUGAUCCAGUGGUAAAGGAGAGGAUGUCAAAGGAAGAAAGACUUCGAAUGAAAGAGGAAAAGAAGUUACAAAGAGAACAAGAGAAGUUGAGAAAAGCAGCUGAGAAAGCUGAAGCUGCAGAGGUGAGGAAACUACAAAAAGAAAAGCAGAAGUGGGAAAAAGGAAAGUUUGCCCAGAAAUCCAUUGUGGCUCAUAUUGAUAAUAAAGUAGUUGAAAUGGGAUCUGUUGGAGGUCAUUUGUUAACAAGGUUUGGGGAAAAGGGCCUGUCAUUCCGAGUGGCUUCAAAUCCAAUUGCAAGUUCUAUCAUAUGGUCUAUGAAUAUUCCAGAAGAAUUAUCACAGAUCUCUUCCGAGCGAAAUGUAAUACUGUAUGUGUUAUUGAUAUAUGGGGCUGAAGAGUUCUGCAACAUUAUCACAAGUGGAGCACUUUCUGGACUAGUUUCUGAGGUUCAACAUCAAUAUCCCAACCAUACAAUUUGUUUUCUAGUGAACAGGCUGAUGGCCUAUGUCAACAAAAGGGAACAAAGUCAGUAUAAGAAUCCUGGCAAAGAUGAUGGUUGGGCGCGCCCGCCAAUAGAGGAGAUCAUAGCAAAAUUAGCCACUCAUUAUGUUGGGGUGCAUUCUAGGCUCUGUACUGAUGAAGCUGAAUUAGCUGAACAUGUUGUCAGCUUGACGCAGAGCCUUGCUUCUUGCCAAUAUAGAAAGAAGCUGACGCCAUUAUCUGUGAAUGCAAAUGGCUCACUUGUACCAAGGGACUGUGCAGAUCGAGAUCUCAUAAAGAAGGAUAUCUGGUUGGUUUUUUUGAACUACUUACUAAAGUAUAAUGCAAGUUUGAAAGUUAGCACGUGAUUAUGAAGUUUGCCUUUACUUGUAUCCUAUUCUGCAAUUUCUUAUGAAUUUUUAAGUGUGUUACAGGUUUUUGUUUUUUUUUUUUUUUGGAGAAAAAGUGUGUUACAGUUUUACUUGGCUGGUUAGAUUGUGAGUAGUUUACAAAGAAAGUUUGCGUUUUAUUUGUAUUCUAUUCUGUAUUUUUUUUUUAUCGUAAGCAAAUCUGGCUUGUUUGAUGAAGUAGUUCUUGAUCAUUAGAAUUAACAUUGCACCCAUAUUUUGACUACAGAACAGGAUCUAUUUCAUUUACUGGACAGACAUUGGCUUUGUUUAAGUAUCUUCCAUUCAGUUUAUUAAUGUACCACUAGUUCACCUGAAUUCAGUAUAUGUACAGAGGAACAAAAUACAAAGGAAAAUGGAAUUUUAAUUUAUCUUGUAUUGUUCCCAUGAAAAUGUUCUUUUCCAUUGAAGGUGAUACUCUGAUACUUAGAGAAUGGAAUAGUAACGAGUAUAUCCUUCAAUUUUAUGCAAUUCUGAACUUUGGAUCUUUAGUUUAGGUUGAUCAUCUUAAGGAUUUCUACUUUCUUGCCUUUCAGUUGCUUUUCCUCUCUCUCUCUCUCUCUCUCUCUCUCUCUCUCUCUCUCUCUCUCUCUUUUUUGUUUUCUUUUCCAUUGCAACAUUACUCUUUCACCAGAACCAUAUCUAUGUUAUGUUUUGUGAAGCUGGUCGUGCCUUUUUCUCCCCUUUUGCAAACUUGCUUGAAAAAAAUCAACCAUUUUGUGAUUACAUACCAAGAACCUCGAGAGAGUUAUUGGAUCACUCUCUUCAGUCUAGUUUUUGGCCUCUCUAAUUGAAUGAGUGUAAUUACCAACUUAACCGAUUGUAUGAGAAGCUUUUGUGUAAAAAUUAUAAAUCAAAUCUUUCUUAAUGUUGGUAUCUCAUGUUUUCUUUAUUUUUGUGAUCCCAUUGCCUAUAGACAUAAUCUCAUUAUCAGCGUGAUAAAAGUUACGUCACUGAAAGAUGGUUGAAUGUAAAAAGUCAUGAUGAAGAAAAAAAGUUCAUCGUGGGGCAUUUCCUGUUCUCGGCUUGUUAACGGGAUCAAGUUUAUUGGGUUAAUGACACUUUGACACUUCCACUUCACUAGCCUAUACACUUUGCACUGUCAACAACACAACACCCUCCAUGACGCUUUCAUCCCACUAUUUUGGUGAGCUGUAUGGAUUUUAUCUUAUCAUUAUGUUAUGUGGAAAUGCAUUUGUGUUAGGCUUAAACUACUUUGUUUUUCUUAUUUUUUUCAAAUCUUAGUAUCUUCUGUGUCUCACCCUUUCUACACUUUAGUAACUCUGCUAUGUGUCCUCAUUAUCGGUCAAACUACGAAUAAAGUACUUCUUAUGAUUGCUUUUCCAGUAAAUAAAGAGUAAUUUCAGUGCUUGUAAACAUUACUUUUGUGAUAUGUAUGAUGUUACUUAUUACGUGACAUCUUGUCCGGGCACAACUGGGGGUAAAUACUUUAAAAUAUUUAUAUUAUCUAUAUUUAGAGAAAUCGGAAGGCAGCUGUAGCAUCUAAGUGUUAGUUGCCUGAAAGUAUGACAGGGGAAGCCUUAUUAAGAUUGCUUGGAAUCAGACCAGAGAAAGAUGUGAAAUUUAGUGGAUCGAUGCCCAGUGUGUCAUGAUUUGUUUAAGUUUUUAUUUCCUCCACUGAGAAUGGUGGAUAGUCGGGAAUGUUUGAAUUUAAUGAAGCAUGCCCCAGUUUCAUUGUUGCUAUAUUGAUAAAAAGAAAACCUGAAGACUACCUUUCACCUGUCUUGCAGCUAUAGAUGCUUUUAAUAUGGAAAUGGUUAUUAUGACGUUUGUAAUACAAAUUUUUCUGCUUGACAAUCUCUGUUAUUUUGCUGCAUAACUAAAAUUGGCUGUUUGCAUUCAUGCCUUUGAGUUCAGGUUGAAAGCGCUGAUAGCAAUUCCAAAGGUACAACCACGAUUUGCCAUUGCCAUAUCGAAGAAGUAUCCUACAAUGAGAUCUCUUCUGAAUGUUUACAUGGAUCCAAGUAAAUCAGUGAGUACAGAAGCCAUCUCUUUUUAUCUUAUGAAAUUGCCACCUACAUACGUUGUGCCUUUUCUGAAGUUUCCAUGCUGAAGUCAUGCCUUUUAAAAUUAUGUAUUAGACUACAUCAUGACUUUUUGGUUGAGACAAAUCGGAGUUACUGAUUGAAGUAUGAUGUAAAGUAAACGUUGUAGUAUAUACUUAGUGUCUUCGGUCAAGUUAUGCUCCUCUUAUCUGUAGUUAAGCUCCUUGCAAACUUUUAAAGUUGUUUGUCUGUUGAAGAUUGAUACAGAAUGAUAUGUGGAGAACUAGGAUACUUCAUCCUGGCAUACUAAUUGCUACUCUCACUGCUUUGGACAAAACUCAUGAAGCCAAUACAGCAUAUUUUAUCGAAUAACCAUAAAAUCACAUAGUUGAGUAUCUUUAAAGAUUUUCCCGUGUCUGUUUAUUGUUUCAGUUCUUCAAUCAUUUAGAAAGAUUAACAUUUUGAACUUGAUUAUGAUAUUUUAUGUCUGACACCUGUCUUCCAUCUUUUUCCCUUUUACUAGCCAUUACUUCUGGACUGGUAGCCUUCACUGUUUCAUUAGCCUUUAUCUCUUCUUUUCCUUUGUCAGAUUUGAAGAACCCUGAAUUUGUUUAAACUUUUCACAGGUGCAUGAGAAAGAAUUUCUACUCAAGGAUUUGCCUACGGAAGGCUUGCUUGGGGUUGACAGAAGGUUAGGUGAAGUAUGUUCCAAGAGAGUUUAUAGAAUACUAAUGGCUCAAUGUGGCAAUAUGCUUACUGAUGAUGUGGAGGAUGGAGCUGAUAUCUUCACUCAAAAAACUACUUAAAACAAACGAUUCGACCUUUUUGCUUGUAUAUUAUCUGUAAAUGUUGCAUGCUCAUGUUCCCUUUAUUUAAUGUUGAAAAAGAAAAGUUGUAUGUACUGAUACCAAACAUUAUUAUCAUAUAAUAUCCAUCAACCUUUAAAGUUGAGGGUUUAAUGAUUUUUGAACAUUGUUAAGAGUCAUGAUUAUCGUUAUAAAAGCUUUUUGCCG
This is a messenger RNA of Oldenlandia corymbosa var. corymbosa, 4991 nucleotides long. The record is from the annotation of a GenBank genome assembly. Lineage: Eukaryota; Viridiplantae; Streptophyta; Magnoliopsida; Gentianales; Rubiaceae.